AUCUAUCAAUGAGAGAGAGGUCCUCGCACCUCGCAAGGUUUCGGCAGCACUAUAUAAACGCGUCCAUUAGACUAGCUCUUUACAACCAGAAAACAACUCCGAUCAACAUGAACACUUUGUCGUACGCUGUCUUCGCCGUCAUUGCGGUUUCCGCUUACGCCGCGCCAGUGGAUAAUAGCACACCGGUGCCAAUUCUGGCGUAUACCGCCGAUGGACCCAAUCCGGAUGGCUCGUACAACUUCAACUACGAGACUGGAAACGGCAUUAAGGCGGAGGAACACGGUCAACUGAAGCAACUGAACGAGACGAAUUCAGUGAUCAUCGUUCAAGGAUCCUACAGUUAUUCGGAUGCUGACGGAGCUCCUGUUGCCCUGAGCUACGUCGCUGACGAGAAUGGUUUCCAGCCAAAGGGCGAACACCUUCCAACCCCUCAUCCGGUACCAGCUGGAAUUCUAAGAGCCUUGGAAUACAUUGCUGCACACCCCGAGCAAGACAAUGCGCGUUGAUCGCGACACCACGCUGAUCCUACAGUAGAAAUAGGACGUAAUUGACGCGACGAUGAGUCAAGUGCGAAAGUUUCAAGACUCAUCGUAAUGCAGAAUAUUUUUAUAGACUCGUUUCGUUUUGCCCACUUUCUCCGUUUUCAUCGUCGAACGUCCGCCAGAUCUUAUACAGCGAUCCUAAACAGUAGUCACAACUGUAACACAAAAUCACUACGAUCACCAAUUAUAUGAUUUAACCAUCGACAUACAGUGCAACAUUUGUGUAAAAUUGUAAAAUGUAUAUUGGUUUUAAUUUGGAAAUAAAUGUUUAACUGUUUAAGUUGAA
This is a messenger RNA of Frieseomelitta varia, 828 nucleotides long. It is a transcript of the gene CPR21, whose product is annotated as endocuticle structural glycoprotein ABD-4-like. The transcript is spliced from 2 exons. Bases 9 to 506 code for a protein of 165 amino acids. NCBI's taxonomy places the organism in Eukaryota, Metazoa, Arthropoda, Insecta, Hymenoptera, Apidae. The record is from RefSeq and is a predicted model, not a curated record. Gene Ontology annotation, molecular function: structural constituent of chitin-based larval cuticle. Gene Ontology annotation, cellular component: chitin-based extracellular matrix.